Messenger RNA from Anolis carolinensis (green anole), 2055 nucleotides. RefSeq lists its product as uncharacterized. The record is from RefSeq and is a predicted model, not a curated record. Lineage: Eukaryota; Metazoa; Chordata; Lepidosauria; Squamata; Anolidae. Gene Ontology annotation, molecular function: zinc ion binding; nucleic acid binding. The coding region runs from base 230 to 1819 and encodes 529 amino acids. The transcript has 2 exons.
ACACACACACUUGUGUCAGAACCCUGCUACUAGAGCCUGGAUGUGGCUCUGAGUUUCAGGGUCACUGACAUUGAUAAGACACCUGCGUCCCAGGACUCGGAGGAGAAACGGCUGAUGGACUUGGCGGGGAAUUUGCGCGGGGUUUUACUGAGCGGGAAGAGACUGUUCAAAUGAGGGGGAGGGUAUAUAAAGGAGGGUUGGUCGGAGCCUCCCAUUCUUGGCUUUUCUGAUGUUCAUGUUUCCUACAGUAAAAGUUUCUGGUGAUAUCACAGAGAGUCUUGUGUGUUCAUUCAGGAGCGGCUGUGGUGAGCUGACACUAAGCCAAGAAUUUGGACACCAUCCCGCUGUAGCGGUGAGGUGUAACAUGCAAGUGGAGGAUGAAGAGCUCUUGGGCGCCGGAGGAGGAAGGUCGGAAAGGGCCACUCCCGAGACGGACGCUGAGUUCCACCAGCUGGCGGCCCUGGCGUCAUCCACCGCUUAUGCCCAGCCAAACGGGGUAACCCAGAGGCGCGGAGUGGUGCGGGGAGAUAGCGCCGGAGGAGAGGAAGGUUCACUUUCCCCAGGACCGCAAAAGACGGUGUUUCUGGAGGAGAGGAUGUCGGCAAUGGAGACCACCCUGGCAGUGAUGUCGAGGGCGAUGGAGCGCUUGGCGGUUUUGGCGGAGCCGGAGCGAGGAAGGGAACUCCGGGCUAGCCCAAUGUGGGACGUGAGCACGGGAAGCAGCCAGGGCUUUGCAGACCUCCCAGCACCGAAGGGAAGGGAAAUGCGAAAGGAGCCUGGUGCCCGGCCCAAGAUCCAAACGAGCCUGACGCGGGUGGAGGAGAGUGACGACGAAGGGGAAAAGCCUCCGAGGAUCCCGGCUACGCUCCCAACUGAGACCCUGGUGCCCCUGGCGAAUGCCGGGCGUGGCACAGGACAAAGGGAAGCAGCAGCGGGGCCCACUGGCCCGCAAGGGGGCUUGCGACGGGCGGAGGAUUGGGGAUUGCCACCACAGGGACCCCUACCGAGGCGAGAGGAACUAAGGAUCGAGUUUGGGGGAGAGUCCUCUGAACUGGAUUUUUUCCUGACCACGGUGAGGGGCUAUAUGGAGGACAAUGCCCACACUUUUAGAACGGAAUCCAGCCGGGUACGGGCCAUUGGUGCAGUGUUGAAGAGGGGAGCGGCCAGCUGGUACGUUCAACUACACGCGCGGCGCGACCCAUGUCUGGGGUCACUCCGACGCUUUAUGGGGGCCCUGGAGACCCGUUUCCGAGAUCCACUGGAGCAGAUCCGGGCGAGGGAGGAGUUGAAGACCGUCUCCCAGGGGCAGAGGUCGGUAUCUGAGUAUGCGGAGGAGUUCCAAUGCCUCGCUGAAAAGGUGCCGGAAUGGUCUGCAGUGACAAAGAUAGAACUCUUCAAAGAGGGGCUCAGGCGGGAGAUCCUCUCCUGGGCGGUGCAUCGUGAUGAGCCUGACACACUGCGCGGAUGGAUUCAGCUGGCAGGGCGCAUCGAGACAUCGCUGGCCCAGGCGAGGAGGCACCGAGGAGGGCUACAGCAGCGGCCGCAGAUGAAAGAGGGGAGCCGGAAGGAGGGAUCAACCCCAGCCGGGAGGAGAACGGAGCCGACAGGGAACGUGAGCACCAGCAGGAGGGGCUGCUUCGUGUGCGGCCGUUUGGGCCACAGGGCUGCCGAGUGCUGGCAGAGAAAAGGGGAAGGCGGAGGCCCGCCCAAGCCAAGAGCCGUGGCAGGGAAACGCGCCGAGGAAGAACCACCGAUGAGGCACCACUCGGGGGGGUUGGACGAAGGGGAGGAGGACGCCAUGUCAGAACCCUGCUACUAGAGCCUGGAUGUGGCUCUGAGUUUCAGGGUCACUGACAUUGAUAAGACACCUGCGUCCCAGGACUCGGAGGAGAAACGGCUGAUGGACUUGGCGGGGAAUUUGCGCGGGGUUUUACUGAGCGGGAAGAGACUGUUCAAAUGAGGGGGAGGGUAUAUAAAGGAGGGUUGGUCGGAGCCUCCCAUUCUUGGCUUUUCUGAUGUUCAUGUUUCCUACAGUAAAAGUUUCUGGUGAUAUCA